This is a messenger RNA of Podospora pseudocomata, 1686 nucleotides long. RefSeq lists its product as uncharacterized. The record is from RefSeq and is a predicted model, not a curated record. Gene Ontology annotation, molecular function: asparagine synthase (glutamine-hydrolyzing) activity. Lineage: Eukaryota; Fungi; Ascomycota; Sordariomycetes; Sordariales; Podosporaceae. The coding region runs from base 1 to 1686 and encodes 561 amino acids. The transcript has 4 exons.
AUGUGUGGUAUUCACGCCAUCAUCUCCCCCUCGUUUUGUUCACUCUCCGAAAUCUCCCCGGAGUUGCACCAGAAUCUUGUCAACCGCGGACCGGACUAUUUCGGGCAGGUUACGCGGGAAUCGUCGGAUGGGAGAUGGAAGUUGCGGUUUACGUCUACUGUUUUGGCUUUGAGGGGCGACCGUGUCACGAAGCAGCCACUGCAUGAUGACAGUGGGAGCAGGGGUGGGAAUGUGUUGUGCUGGAAUGGGGAGGGGUGGAGGUUUAUGGGGGAAGUAAUUGGGGAACAUGAGAAUGACGGGGAGGUUAUUUACCGAGGGUUGAAAGACGCGAGGUCGGUGGAGGAGGUGAUGGGGGUUUGGAAGGGGGUUGAGGGGCCUUUUGCGUUUGUUUUUUAUUGUGAGGCGCUGCAAAGGGUGUUUUGGGGACGGGAUCGGUUGGGGAGACGGUCGUUGAUGGUGAGGAGGAUAGAGGGGGGAGGGGUGGUGUUGGGGAGUAUUGCGGAUGGGGAGGGGAAGUGGGAGGAGGUGGAGGCUGAUGGGGUUUAUUCUCUUGGGUUGGGAGAUGGGGUAGCGAGGAGGCAUGAUUGGGUUGAGGAGGGGGAGAACUUCGUAAGUGCAAAAUUCUGUCCUGGUGGGAGCGUUUCUAGCAUCGGGGUAUUUAACAAGGCGCUGCCAUCUUUUGAGGGAGAGACGCCGCUGACGAGCGCGUCACCUUCUGUUCGGGCGCUCAAGGACCAGCUGGUUGAAUCGCUCAAGUUGAGGGUGCUAAAUAUUCCCAACCCGCCAUCCAGUGGAACAGGCAAGACCCGCGUUGCGGUACUGUUUUCCGGUGGCCUGGAUUGUACCGUCCUGGCGAGACUAUGCCACGAUAUCCUGGAGCCUCACCAAGAAAUUGAUCUCCUCAAUGUUGGCUUUGAGAAUCCGAGAGUGGGGGCCCGGCUGAAAAAAGAGGCCAACGGCAAAGAGGUGGACUUGUACGAGGCUUGCCCGGACAGGAUCACGGGAAGGAAGUCCUUCGCCGAGUUGAAGAAUGUCUGUCCCGGGCGAGUCUUUCGGUUUGUCGCUGUAAAUGUCCCCUACUCAAAAUUGCAGGCCCACCGGCAGCAAAUCAUUUCUCUCAUCCAUCCUCACAAUACUGUGAUGGACCUUUCCAUCGCAUGCGCGCUUUACUUUGCCGCCCGAGGCCAAGGGUCAGUCAGAUCGGAGAGUCCAGAUCCGGACUCUGAGCCCUCAACUGUUUCGUACACAUCGCCCGCGCGCGUCCUGCUUUCUGGUCUCGGCGCUGAUGAGCUAUUUGGUGGUUACUCGCGCCAUGCUGCUGCUUUCCAGCAGGACGGAUACACAGGGCUUGUGAAAGAGCUCCUGCGGGACGUAAGCCGCCUGGCCGAGAGAAAUCUCGGGAGGGAUGAUAGAGUCAUGGCCCAUUGGGGCAAGGAGGUAAGAUUUCCGUUUCUGGACGAACGUCUGGUCAAGUGGGCCAUCGCAACGCCUGCGUGGGAGAAGUGUGAUUUUGAAAGGGAGGAAGAGAAGAGCGGUGUUGAAGCUGCAAAGAGAGUCCUGCGUCUUCUGGCGAUGGAGUUGAGCAUGGAGGGUGUUGCGAAGGAGAAGAAGCGAGCUAUUCAAUUCGGCUCGAGGACAGCCAAGAUGGAGAGCGGCCGUGACAAAGGGACAACACUCUUGUCGUAG